Molecule: messenger RNA, 1471 nt
Organism: Mytilinidion resinicola
Lineage: Eukaryota; Fungi; Ascomycota; Dothideomycetes; Mytilinidiales; Mytilinidiaceae
Product: mRNA capping enzyme, alpha subunit
Exons: 2
Coding region: 215-1471 (418 amino acids)
Biological process (GO): DNA recombination; DNA repair; 7-methylguanosine mRNA capping
Cellular component (GO): mRNA capping enzyme complex
Molecular function (GO): ATP binding; DNA ligase (ATP) activity; mRNA guanylyltransferase activity
Source: RefSeq, a predicted model, not a curated record
CAUACGAGCUGGGGCUCCUUGCCCCGACCACGUAUACUCACCAUACUCAAUACCAUUCGUCGCUGACCUGACACCAGCUUAUAACACAAUUUCAAUAUUAGACCGCGCUCGCGAACUCAAAUAGCCCCUCCGAUUCUCUCAACUCCCGCCUCUACAACUCCCACCGCCAGCCCACCACACCAUCUUCUAAUAACGCGCAACGCCACCUUGCGAGAUGCCGCCACACUCAGUCCCACCCGGUAUCCCCGGCUCGAAGAUGCCGCGUGACGUGGAGCGAGAUCUUCGCGGUGCGGUAGCCGGCCUGCUUGAGCGCGACACCGACCACUUCCCUGGCGCACAACCAAUCAGUUUCGCGCGAGAACACAUCCAUGAGCUGCAGCGGUCAGAAUACUUCAUGUGUGAGAAGACGGAUGGAAUACGCUGCUUGCUCUACUUGACCUAUAGCCAUAAUGAGGACGGUUCCUUUAGGCCUGAUCACUUCCUCAUCGACCGCAAGAACAAUUUCUACCUUGUCCCGCCCGGUCUCCAUUUCCCACACAUCAGCAACCCUCAUGAUGAGAACAUUUUUACAUUCGGCACGCUUCUCGACGGCGAAUUGGUGCACGACUUUCUCCCAAACAACCCGAGGCCGCGCCUCAUAUUCUAUAUCUUCGACUGCCUUGCCGUCGGCGACGAGAAUGUCACAAAAAAGCCGCUAGACAAGCGGCUGGGGAAGCUGCAUGAAAACAUUUUCAAACCGCUCAACAUAUGGCGGCAGCAAAACCCAAAAAUGCAGGAGCGUGAGCCCUUCCGAGUCAAGCUGAAGGAAGUCCACUCGCCUUACCACAUCAGCGACAUGUUUAGACACGUUCUCCCGAGCCUGCCGCAUGGCAACGACGGCCUGAUUUUCACUUGCAAGAGCACACCCUACAAAUUCGGAACCGAUAAACACAUUCUGAAGUGGAAGCCGCCGCAGGAGAACACAAUUGACUUCAAACUCCGGCUAGGCGAGUUUCCGACGUUCGAUCCCCAGGAUGGAGAGGAAGGGGAGAUCCCGGAUUUCGACGCCAUGCCCGAUCGCUUUAUAUUGUUGGUACAGCAUAACAACAACCAGUACAAGCCCUUCCAGCACGAUCUUUACAUCGAAGAAGCGGACUGGGAGAUACUCAAAGCCUUGGGACAGCCGUUGGAUGGGCGGAUAAUCGAGUGCUACAGAGAUCCGUCAGGACGGUGGCGGUACAAACGCGAAGAUGAUGGAACACCACGCUGGCGUGACGACAAGAAGGACGCAAACCACAUCAGCACUGUAAACGGCGUCCUCGAGUCUAUUGAAGAUCCUGUCACCGAGGAAGACCUUAUAGCCGCCGAGGGUAGAAUCAAGGAGGCUGUCCACGCACUACGAGCCCGCGACCGAAGGAGAAGAGAGGUGGAGGUGAGGGGGGAUGCCGAGCAGGAGGCGAAGAAGCGAAAAUUGUCUAAUGGGAUCGAUUGA